UACCCCGUCUUCUUGUCCCGCUUCCUUUCACUUCAGACCACUUUACUUUUCUUCACUUGUCUGCACUUUCUUCAACAUGGCGACCGACAAUUCUGACCCCAUUCCCCCCCACAAGACGUUCGAUACCAUCCUCGUCCUCGACUUCGGCUCCCAGUACACCCAUCUCAUCACUCGACGACUCCGCGAACUCAAUGUCUACUCUGAGAUGCUGCCGUGCAACACCAAGCUUGCCGACCUGCAAUUCAAGCCCAAGGGCAUUAUCCUCUCUGGCGGUCCCUACUCCGUCUACGAGGAAGGCGCGCCCCACGUCGACCACGCCGUCUUCGAACUUGGUGUCCCGAUCCUGGGCAUAUGCUAUGGGCUGCAAGAGAUGGCCUGGCACUUUGGCAAGAACGCCGGCGUGGCCAGGGGCGAGCGAAGAGAGUACGGACACGCGAACCUCCAGGUCGAGACACACGGCGGACACGUAGGCCAGCUGUUCAAGGACGUAGGGAGCGACAUGGAGGUCUGGAUGAGCCACGGCGACAAGCUGAGCCACAUGCCAGAGAACUUCACCACGGUUGCGACGACAAGCAACGCGCCGUUUGCGGGUAUCGCGCACAAGACGAGCAAGUACUACGGCAUCCAGUUCCACCCGGAGGUCACGCACACACAAAAGGGCACGGUCAUCUUGAAGAACUUUGCCGUCACUAUCUGCGAGGCGCGGACAGACUGGACCAUGGGCAAGUUCGUGGACCAGGAGAUUGCGCGCAUCAGGAAGCUGGUGGGCGACAAGGGCCAGGUCAUUGGUGCUGUCAGCGGUGGUGUUGAUUCCACUGUCGCCGCGAAGCUGAUGAAGGAGGCCAUUGGCGACCGCUUCCACGCCGUCAUGGUCGACAACGGCGUGCUGAGGCUAAACGAGGCCAAGCAGGUCAAGGAGACGCUCGAGAAGGGCCUGGGCAUCAACCUCACAGUCAUUGACGCGUCCGACAUGUUCCUCGACCGCCUCGCCGGCAUCACCGACAACCCCGAGCAGAAGCGCAAGGUCAUUGGCAACACCUUCAUCGAGGUUUUCCAAGAACAGGCCAAGAAGAUUGCCGCCGAGGCCCACAACUCCGACAAGGCGGGUGAGAUCGAAUGGCUCCUCCAGGGCACCCUCUACCCCGACGUCAUCGAGUCGCUGUCCUUCAAGGGUCCCUCCCAAACCAUCAAGACACACCACAACGUCGGCGGCCUCCCAGCAAACAUGAACCUGAAGCUCAUCGAGCCCCUCCGUGAACUGUUCAAGGAUGAGGUCCGUCAGCUAGGCCAGGAACUCGGCAUCAACGAAGAGCUCGUCUGGCGCCACCCCUUCCCCGGGCCAGGCAUUGCGAUUCGCAUUCUCGGAGAAGUAACGCGCGAGCAAGUCCGCAUUGCGCGGGAGGCAGAUUUCAUCUUCAUUGAGGAGAUCAGGGCCGCAGGUCUGUACCGCAAUAUCAGCCAGGCGUUUGCUGCCCUCUUGCCGGUCAAGGCAGUGGGCGUCAUGGGCGACAAGCGCGUGCACGACCAGGUUAUUGCGUUGCGCGCUGUGGAGACGUCGGAUUUCAUGACGGCGGACUGGUAUCCGUUUGAUGGGAAUUUCCUGAAGAAGGUCAGCAGGAGGAUUGUGAAUGAGGUGGACGGCGUGUGCCGCGUGGUGUAUGACAUCACGAGCAAGCCUCCGGGUACUAUCGAGAUGGAGUAGAUACGCACAGCUCUCCUGGACUCGGCUUGGCGAACGGAUUUUACGAAUGGGAUGGGAUUGGGAAUGGUAGAUUUGCUUUCUUGCGAGACUCUGAGAGACGCACAUGAAUAGACGAUAGAUUUUAAAGAGAUGAUACCCUGCGUGGAUGCGAUAGAUACGAAUGAGGAUUCAGUUCCACAACGAAGUGCUGCCAGAUUGAUGGUGGGUGUUGUGAAUGGUGUGGGUUUGGAUGUUUUUGUGUUUUUGUGCUGGGCGUGUUUUGCAGGUGUCAAGAACAAACUGUUUCUCGAAUUUUAGAGGAAAGAGAUGUCGUGGUGUUGUGCUGUGAAUAUUCCUGUAGUUUGAAUGUCUGGUCUUGGGACUAGAAAUGGCAAAUGGAAGCCUUUGAACAGAGAUUCGGAAAAGACAAGC
This is a messenger RNA of Dothidotthia symphoricarpi CBS 119687, 2113 nucleotides long. RefSeq names its product GMP synthase. The record is from RefSeq and is a predicted model, not a curated record. Bases 77 to 1702 code for a protein of 541 amino acids. Gene Ontology annotation, molecular function: ATP binding; GMP synthase activity; GMP synthase (glutamine-hydrolyzing) activity. Gene Ontology annotation, biological process: GMP biosynthetic process. The transcript is spliced from 2 exons. Gene Ontology annotation, cellular component: cytosol. Lineage: Eukaryota; Fungi; Ascomycota; Dothideomycetes; Pleosporales; Dothidotthiaceae.